AUGGGAAGCAAUUAUGAUUACACAUACGACUAUGAAGUAAAUGAUUCUAAUAAACAUAGCCGGACUGCCCGUGAUAACACUGGACAACACGGUCAAAGAACAGCAAGGAAUCAAUCAAAUUACGCCGCCAAUCAUUCAACAUUUAGUCGUGCAAAUAAUAUGGAUACGUUAGCAAACUUUCAACAUGAUCGUAUCUGGCACAAACUUUAUGAUCCGCUUGAAAUGGAUAAAACAUCACAGGACAACGAAGUACAGAAAAUGGCUCGCCGUCCAGAUCGUAAAGUCAUUAAAAUAGAAGCGGCUUAUGGUUCCGAUCGACAAACAAUCAUUGUUAAACGUAAUUAUGAUUUACGUGUUCGUGAUAUUCAAGAAGAUGCAUCAAAGGUAUUCAAAAUGCCUCUUGAUCAAAUUAUUCUUUACUGGAAGGGACGAAAUAUUUGUGAAAAACCAAAUGAACUUUUAGAAAUAUUAGGAAUUGAAACUAAUCAUCAAAUGCGUGUUUGUCGAGCAGAUGAUCCAGCACAACAAGAUAGACGACGCGAAUUACGUUCUUUUGCUACAUCUGAUCAGCAAUAUUCAUCAUCAAAUGAUAUUUAUCAACAGCAACAACAAUUUUAUCCUCAAUUUCAACAGCAACCAUCCUAUUCGAAUGCACCAAUUAUGUAUGACCAACAACAACAACAACAACAACAAUUUGGAACUACUGCUCCACGUGCUAACUAUUAUCAACAAUUGACAAAUCCAAAUGUAGCAGCUCCUGUUGCUCCUACGUUUAUUCUUAAUUUACAAAUUAGUUUCGUUGAUCGAGUUGAAGGUCUUGUCGUUGGUCGACCACAUCCAAUAACAAUUUAUGAUUUACAAUUUGAAUUACAACAGCGUUUCAAUAUACCAAUUCUUGAUCAGAAUCUUACUUAUAAUGGAAUGUCUUUGGCACAAUAUCCACCUGAUGCUCCACUUGAUACACUUGGAAUUGGUAAUAAUUCAGUGAUUUCACUUUGGUAUCGAGGUCAACCAUCGAAUAAUCAACAACAACAACAACAACAAGCACCACCUAAUGAAUAUUAUUCAGCAAGACAACAAAUGCCACCAACGAUGUAUGGAGAUGGAUCUCAGUUGCCACGUGGCACUGGAGGUCCUGCUGAUAUAUCAUUGAUGCGUUUAGACAAUCCAAACAUUAUCAAUGAUCCUAUGCAAAAUGGUAAUAAUCAAGAUGUCCUUAAAAUAGAAGUAUUUCAUGGCUCCGAUCGACAUGUUAUUAUUUUGCGUAGUGCAAAUAAUCUACGUAUUACUGAUUUAAUGGAAGAAUUACAACGUAUAACAAAUGUUCCUGUUCAACGUCAAAAACUCUAUUUUCGUGGACAUGAAUUACAAAAUCAGAAAGAAAGCACAUUACGCGAUGCUGGCAUUGAUAAUAAUGCUCAAGUUAGAUUAAUUGGUGAUCCAACAAAAGCACGAUAUGAAGCAAUGAUUACAGGAAAUCGAACAAAUUAA
Messenger RNA from Rotaria socialis, 1491 nucleotides. The record is from the annotation of a GenBank genome assembly. Lineage: Eukaryota; Metazoa; Rotifera; Eurotatoria; Philodinida; Philodinidae.